This is a messenger RNA of Fragaria vesca subsp. vesca, 1110 nucleotides long. Its product is annotated as F-box/FBD/LRR-repeat protein At3g52680-like. The record is from RefSeq and is a predicted model, not a curated record. The transcript is spliced from 2 exons. The coding region runs from base 1 to 1110 and encodes 369 amino acids. NCBI's taxonomy places the organism in Eukaryota, Viridiplantae, Streptophyta, Magnoliopsida, Rosales, Rosaceae.
AUGAAUGAAGAUGUGGAACACUCACGUGUUAAUGCUUGGAUCAACACUGCCAUUAGGCGCAAUGUUGUUGAAAUUGAUCUUUGGGCCAUGUAUUCAGGUUCAUCCCAGAUUCUUGAGUUGCCUAAAAGCCUUUUCAUGUGCAAAACAUUGGAGAGUCUGAAGCUGAGAUCACCAUUUAUUAGUAAUCUUCCUGCUUCAGGGUGUUUUCCAAGUCUCAAGUUUCUCUAUGUUGACUUUUUCCGUGAGGUUCAUGACACAAUGCUUCCAGUUUUCUCUAACUUGCCGAAACUUGAAGAUUUGACUAUACGUUGUCAUUCUCGAUGUGAUUCUUCUCAGAAAUUAAACAUUGCUGCCCCUGCACUCAAGAAGCUAAGAUUAAGUUUGUAUACAAAUGAUAAUGGUAUUAAUAGCUACAACUAUCUAAUUAAUUGCCCAAAGCUUGAAAAUCUUUAUGUCAAUGAGCGGGUUCCAUCGACCUAUUAUUGGGGCAAAGCAAAAUCCCUAGUCAGAGCUAGUAUUUAUCUACAUCAACAUUGCUCAAAUGAACAGCUAAGUUUCUACGAUGUGACUGCGCUUUUGGCAGGAGUAUCCAAUGUUAUAGAUUUAUGUCUUUCAGCUCAUUGUUUUGAGGUAGGGUGCCAGGUGGUUUCAGAAGACUCUGAGAGUGAAGAGGGCUCAGACCAUGAAGAGAGGUCAGAGAGUGAACAGGGAUCAUAUGAUGUAGAUGGGCCAGUGAAUGAACAAGGGUCAGAGCAUGAAGUAAACUCCAAGAGUGAAGAGGGAUCUUUGCAUAAAGGGGGGUUAGACCAUGAAGACGGGUUAGAUAGUGUGCAAGGGUCAGAGCAUCAAUGGAAUCCUCUAGAUUCUGUGCCUAGAUGUUGUUGGUUACACCUCAAGAUUGUCUCCAUGGAGAACUUCAGGGGAAACCGUGAGGAGUUGGAAGUGGCAAAGUACUUGCUGCAGUACGGUCAUGUCUUGAACAAGAUUACUAUAUCUUUGGAUGAUCUUGAUUGGGUUGAAAAAGUGAAGAUCUACGAGGAGAUUCAAUGGCUUCCGAGGGCUUCAAGAACUUGUAGAGUUGUACUAACCUCGAAGGGGGGUUUUGUGUAA